Messenger RNA from Fusarium vanettenii 77-13-4, 2154 nucleotides. RefSeq lists its product as uncharacterized. The transcript has 2 exons. NCBI's taxonomy places the organism in Eukaryota, Fungi, Ascomycota, Sordariomycetes, Hypocreales, Nectriaceae. The coding region runs from base 1 to 2154 and encodes 717 amino acids. The record is from RefSeq and is a predicted model, not a curated record. Gene Ontology annotation, biological process: lipid metabolic process.
AUGCGGAUAUAUCUGGCUGAGCGGACCCCUCGCGUUAUCGGCAAGAAGCUGGCCGAAACCGCCGUCCAGUUCAGUCAACAGGCCGAAAAGCUCUCUCACCAACACCCGACUGGACAGGAUCCUUCUGUAGCCGUCGAGGCUCAGUUUGUGACACCUCAAGACCCUGUUAUUGUAACUUCAGAUGGCCAACGGCUUCCCGGUGUACCCCUGCAAGAGGCGCAUAAACUUAAUGUCCUCCGCGAAGAGCUCCAAGGGGAACCCAAGACCGUCGAGAUCAAGGAGGGCGACGAGGUAAAGGAGAAGAUCUCCAAUGUUGAAAGUGCAGACACGCGACACCGAAAAGUCGUCCAGCUUCCAGAACAACAGAAUGGCGCAUCAAUGCAGAAGUCGACGACUAAUGGCACCUUGCGAAAGGCCAUGCCUCCAUCGCACACGAAUCCUCUCUUUCCCCCAUUGCCUCUUUACGGGCCGCCUUCAAUGCUUCGAAAUAUUCAAUGUCUAUUCUUCCGAAUAUCAGCCUUCUUCCUCAGUUUGGCAUUUCUUGGAGUUAUUGUUCUGGGUGCUCUAUUUACAAGCAUCCCUUCGCUUUGGAGGAACAUCUUUUACCGGUUAACGUUCCGCAACCCUGACGCACGUCGGCCAUUUUUCGAAGAGGAGAAGCGCAGAGCCCGCGUGAGGCAUGAAAAAGAAAAGGCUUGGAUGCACAAGAAGUCAACAAGCGGGCUCACUUUGGACCGUGUAGAAACCGCCGAAGCGUUUCCACCAACCGAGGGUGGACCUGAUCCGAUCCUGUGCGAUGUGGCAUACUAUGCGCGGAGAGUUGGGCUCGAUGUUGAAACGUUUGAGGUGCAGACCGAGGAUGGGUUCUUGAUUGAGUUAUGGCACGUUUACGAUCCGAAGGAGUACACCGAGCUGGAUGGCAGUACCCGAUCUCACCGAGGACCGGAAGUUUUCCAAGGCCCCAGAAGGAAGUUUAAGGAUCCGAAUCAGAAGCCCAAGUUUCCCGUGCUGCUCAUGCAUGGCUUGCUGCAGAGCUCAGGGGCGUACUGCUGCAACGACGACGAGUCCCUUGCUUUCUGGCUUUGCAAGUCUGGCUAUGAUGUCUGGUUGGGAAAUAAUCGAUGCGGUUUCAAGCCCAAGCAUACACUGCUUGAGUAUAGCGACCCGAGGAUGUGGUGUUGGAAUAUUCGGCAGAUGGGUGUCUUUGAUCUCCCUGCGUUGACAUCGCGAAUCAUCAGCGAGACGGGUUUCGAAAAGAUUGGCCUCAUCUGCCACUCUCAGGGGACGACACAAACAUUUGUUGCCUUGGCAAAGGAACAACGACCUGAACUAGGAGAGAAGCUGACAGUCUUUUGUGCCCUUGCUCCCGCAGCAUACGCUGGACCUCUAAUCGGCAAGAUGUACUUCAAGUUCAUGCGAAUCAUCUCGCCCGGCCUAUUUCGACUCAUGUUUGGGAUUCACGCUUUUAUCCCUUUCAUGAUGCAGAUGCAUCAACUUCUGGAUCCACGCGUGUAUGGAUGGCUCGGCUACAAGGUCUUUUCCUUCCUCUUCGACUGGACAGAUUCCCGCUGGGACCGUGGCCUUCGAAACAGGAUGUUCCAGUUCGCGCCUGUAUACGUCAGCGCCGAGUCGAUGCGAUGGUGGCUCGGUCGGGAGUGCUUUGCCAAGCACAAGUGUAUCUUGGCUACUAAGGAUGCCCUGAAAGCUGAGGAGCACAUGGAUGGAGCAACCGACGGAAGGCCCGUGACACCGAGAACGAAGUCAGCUAUCGAGGCGCACCGGAAACAUCCCAAGGGCUCGACAGCAUGGUACAACGAGCAAGCACCGCCGAUGGCCUUUUGGGUUUGUGGAAACGACAAUCUCGUUGAUGGCGAGAAACUCCUCCGACGUUUUGAGAAGGGUCGCGAGCCCUUUGUUGAUGUGGUUCAUAGCAAGACAAUUCCUGAGUAUGAGCAUCUUGACGUGAUCUGGGCUAUGGACGCAGUGGACCAGGUGUUCAAGGAGGUGCGAGAGGUGCUUUGGAAGACGUGCGAUGUGCGUGACAUUUGCCGUGUCCCGGAGGGAUGCGAGCAUGUCGAGCCACGAAAGCCAAAGGUGUCUGUUGCUGAGGACGUGAUUGAUGAAACUCAAUCAAGCAGCAGUGGUGAGAACUAG